AGCUAUUUGCUGAAGCGGAUUAGGGUUUCUGCGUCGGCUAGUUUGGAAGGAGGAGAGCAGAGGACACAGGGGCGAGGCGAGGAGGAGAACAAGCUAUGGGCGCGCCGAAGCAGAAGUGGACGUCGGAAGAGGAGGAUGCGCUCCGCGCCGGCGUGCGCAAGCACGGCGCAGGCAAAUGGCGGACCAUCCAGAAGGACCCCGAGUUCAGCCCGGUCCUGUCCUCCCGCUCCAACAUCGACCUCAAGGACAAAUGGAGGAAUUUAAGUUUCAGUGCAAGUGGACUGGGAUCAAGUAAAGUACGGGUUCCAAGGAUAACUGGACCCACAUCUUCCCCAUCGCCUAGUGCACAAGCUCUGCUUCUCCCAGCGCCAAAUAAAGUUACUGAAGCUACACUGCCUGCAGAUGCUGAGAAAAAGCCACAAGAUGGGAAAACUCCGCCAAAGUAUGGUGUCAUGAUCAUGGAAGCUCUUUCGGAAUUGAAUGAGCCGAAUGGUUCAGAUAUGGCUGCAAUCCUCCGCUUCAUAGAGGAAAGGCAUGUGGUGCAACCGACCUUUAGAAGAUUUCUAACCUCAAAGUUACGGCGACUUGCAGACUCAAACAAAAUUGUAAAGAUCGAUAAGUCUUAUAGGCUCCCAGAUUCCUUUGCAACAAGGACUCCAGCUCCAAAACAGAAGGAUCCAUCAAAGCCAUCGAAGGUGUCAAAGACCAUAGGAUUAUUUACUGCCUCCAGCCCUGCACUAGAGGCAGCGAUGGCAGCUGCUGUCAAGGUGGCUGACGCGGAGGCAAAAGCACAUGACGCACAUGAUCAGAUGAUGGAGGCAGAAAGGAUCCUCAAGAUGGCUGAGGAUACUGAGUCUCUCCUCACAAUUGCAGUAGAGAUCUAUGACCGAUGUUUAAGGGGAGAGAUAACCACAAUAGUGGCGCAAAGGGAUGUUUGAGAUCUAUUGGAGACUCUCGUCCUGUACAUGGAUAUGUUCUGGAAUCCAGUGGCCCGUAUUGCUCCUGUGUUGUAUAAUUAUCAGUUUGUGCUGUACUUGAGUAUGUCCUAGGGUUAACUAAAUAACAUCAAGGCACCGCCUGUCUUUAAACUUCUGUAAUAUGUAAUCCCAUCGUUCCCAGCCUGUCACUGCAAGCUGCGAUCGUGAAUCCUGAUGGCAGUAAUGUUUUUUAAUUACAUGAUGAGAGAACAGAGAAGGAAGAAGUGUUUUAAACAGAUGAAGUAGGGUAGGAAGGUAAAACGUUCCUGGUAUAAGAUAAUAUAUAACUUGUGCCGCACUUGUAUCUUUCAAUUCGAGAAUGUUGUGUUCUGUACUCUGUUCGACCCUUGUUCA
Messenger RNA from Sorghum bicolor (sorghum), 1331 nucleotides. Its product is annotated as single myb histone 4. Gene Ontology annotation, molecular function: double-stranded telomeric DNA binding. The record is from RefSeq and is a predicted model, not a curated record. Bases 96 to 938 code for a protein of 280 amino acids. Gene Ontology annotation, biological process: nucleosome assembly. NCBI's taxonomy places the organism in Eukaryota, Viridiplantae, Streptophyta, Magnoliopsida, Poales, Poaceae. The transcript is spliced from 6 exons. Gene Ontology annotation, cellular component: nucleosome.